GCUCCUUGGGUGGAUUCUGCCUCGCUCUGCAGACGACACGCUCAGCUGUCUUAAGUUCUUACAUUAUUCGUUACAACUUAUAGAAUCGUUAAUGGUUCACUGACUGUUGUUGUUUUGUUACUAUCAAUCUUGAGUUAUGAUCAUUCUAACAGUAUUGUGUUACUGUUAUUUACUCGCUUACACGGCUUCCGGUAAGAAGCAGAUUGAGGCCAAUCCAGAUGCCAAGCGGUUAUACGACGAUCUUCUCAGUAACUAUAACAGGUUGAUAAGACCUGUUAUCAACAACACAGAAUCUGUCACCGUGUGGCUGGGUCUCAAGCUCACCCAACUCAUCGAAAUGAACUUGAAGAAUCAGGUGCUCACAACGAAUGUAUGGGUUGAACAGAAAUGGGUGGACUACAAGCUACGGUGGGACCCCGAAGAGUACGGGGGUGUGGAGAUGCUGUACGUACCCUCAGAGCACAUUUGGCUACCCGACAUCGUUCUUUACAAUAAUGCUGACGGAAAUUAUGAGGUGACCUUGAUGACCAAAGCUACUCUUAAGUACACAGGGGAAGUCAUCUGGAAGCCACCCGCCAUUUACAAGUCGUCUUGUGAGAUCAAUGUACUAUACUUUCCUUUCGACCAACAGAGCUGCAUUAUGCGUUUCGGCUCAUGGACUUACAACGGCUACCAGGUGGAUUUGCGCCACAUGGAGCAGCAGACAGGUUCCAACCUGGUCCCCGUCGGAAUUGAUCUGAGCGAGUUCUACCUAUCAGUGGAAUGGGACAUCCUUGAAGUUCCUGCAAGGAGGAAUGAGGAAUAUGAUCCGUGCUGUCAAGAACCUUACUCAGACAUUACAUUCAAUCUGACAAUGCGGCGUAAGACUCUCUUCUACACGGUGAACCUGAUUAUUCCCUGUGUCGGCAUUACAUUCCUCACUGUCCUCGUCUUUUACCUGCCUUCCGAUUCGGGUGAAAAGGUGACUCUUUGCAGUUCUAUCCUUGUGUCACUCACUGUGUUCUUCCUCUUGUUGGCCGAGAUUAUUCCUCCCACAUCUCUGGCAGUGCCUCUGCUUGGAAAGUACCUUCUGUUCACCAUGAUCCUCGUCACUCUCUCAAUCUGCGUCACUGUAUGUGUGCUCAAUGUCCACUUCAGGUCACCAUCUACCCACAAGAUGUCACCCUGGGUGAAGAAAGUAUUCUUGCACGUGAUGCCACGGAUUCUGAUGAUGAGACGCCCUCCCUAUUCUCUUAGGGACAACUAUGACGAGUCUUUCUAUGAUGGAGGUUACAUAAAUGAUGGUGACUUCAGGGACAGCAUCAGUGAUCCAUAUCCAGGAGAUUCUAAAGGCAGUCCGCACGAACCUCGAGGAUUCGAAUCUGUGGCGAGCGCUUACCGAACUGCGAUCGGCGAUGAGUCGCGACACCAGCCUCAUUCUUCAAUGACAGACUCUGAGAACACGUUGCCUCGUCAAAUGUCACCAGAUGUUCUCUCGGCUCUCCAGGGUGUCAGAUUUAUCGCUCAGCACAUCAAAGAUGCCGACAAGGAUAACGAGAUUGUGGAAGAUUGGAAGUACAUCUCGAUGGUUUUGGACCGCUUCUUCCUGUGGGUGUUUACGCUGGCCUGUAUAGGAGGAACGUGCGGCAUCAUCUUCCAAGCACCCUCCUUGUACGACACUCGCAUCCCCAUAGACCAGCAACUCUCCGAGAUCCCCUUCCGCAAGAAUAAUCUGCACUUGCCCGACGAGUUUUUGCAGAUUCACGUCACUGGCGUUGUCUAAUAGCCAUAUCUGAAAGAUUGCCAGUGGACCAUUAGAGUUCCUCCUGCAGAACUGUUAUAGAACCAUUUAGGAUUGAUGAAGAACAGUGAGCCCCCCAAAAUCACAGUUUCAAGUGAACCUUGAAAACACGUGCAUGAAUUUGUUAUAUUUUCUACAGUUAGGUUCAGGACGAAGAAAUUAGUAAUUCGCUACCUAAUGAAAGAAUAGAAGAGUACACUACUUUGUUACAUAUAAAAUUAUCAGAUAGUAGCUCCAACAGAAUUAAGUAGUUUAGAUUUAAUUUUAGUACAUUAGAUUUUAGUUUUAGAUUAGAGUUCAUAGGGCCAAUAUUCUGAACUUGUAGAGCAAGAGGUUCGGGCUCAAAUUUGAGAGCACAAAAUGUUGUUGAGAAAUUAAACCAGUGCACUUGAGCCACUAAUUAAACCUGACUAAAGCCAAGCUCAGUAACUAAUUAAACAAAAGCACGGGUUAAUACAGAUCCUCGAGUCUUCCAUUGGUUUUAUUUGUCACUCGUUGUUUAUUGUUUGGAAAUCCUAAACAGUAACUCGUAGUUAUAAUAGGUCACCAAGUUUUUAUUUUAUUUAAACAAUUUACAGAAACAAUAAUUAAUUAUAAUUUUGAAAUCAACUUACAUUUGGUUUUUCAAGAGUACUUUUCUAAAGGUACGAAUUAGAGCCUAUAGAUAUUAUGAAAAUCAUAUUCUUAAUUAAUUGUUGAUAUUGAUAUAUAUUUUGAAUGGCUUACUUAAUGUACUAGUAAGAUACUUGUCAACGCCCGUUAUACAACUUAACUAACUGUAUAAAAUUACCGAUAAAGCCUCUUAAUGAUUUAAAGUAAAAUUACUAUGAAUAAAAAUAACAAUACUAAAAUAUCUCUUAUAAUGUUUUACUAAGUACUGAUUGAGUGCUGCAAACAAUUUUAAGUACAUUUUUAAAAAGGUAAUUUGUAACUCUGACAAAUUUGUGAAUAGUGUAACUCCGUAGCAAGUCCACAGUGUCUUUGCAUGUUGGUGGAUAUUUGUCGGAACCACGAAAAACUCGGCAGGUAAAUACAAAUAGUAGAGAAUUAAAAAUAAUUAUAGGUUGCUUAUAUUUUAGAAGGCAUGGCAUAACAAAAUCCUUGAUGAUCUUGAAUUAACAACUUUGUUAUUAAAUUACAGUUUGGAACAUUAGAUUUUUCAAAGUUAGACUGUUUUGUUACUUACAUCUCCUCAGAGAUUUUAAAUGUUAACCACAACAUUUCUUCAAAUGCCCUUUUAAAUUAUGGCAAUCUUGGAUAGACACAACAACUAAAAUGGGCAAAGUCCUAUGCUAUAAAUCCUAUAAAAUUAAAUUUAGGAGUUCUUAAAGGUUCAUUAACUUUUCCUUCAUUGUUUCCAAUGUAUACUAAAUACUUCUUCCGUAACACUUAAUCAGUAUGUUGAUAAACACAAAACAAAAAUGAGCCUAUAAAUUCAAAAGUUUUAACAUGUAAAUAUGUACACAAUAUUUAGAAAUAAAUUUUAAAACAAAGUGUCAAAAUUCAUUGUUUAUCAAUGGCUUUUGUCCGGAUUUAUUUUAACUCACACCAUAUAUUAUUUUAUAUGAUAACAUUUAUUUGGAGAAAUAAUAAUCACAAGAAUAUGUGAGUACAUAUUUAUGGAGCUUCAAAUUUAAAAAUGAAUCUUAUCUGACAUGCUUAAUCUAAGAUAUGUAUCCCCUAUGUAAGCUUAACAAAUGUAGUUAAUCAAGUAACGAAAAUAUAUUUGUAUGGGCAAAUGUAUCCCCAUUGAGACAAAUUACAUGGAAAAGAUGCACUCAUAAUAUAUUUAUAUAACUGUUUGUCAAAUUGAAGUCAAAUUGCAUAUUAUAUUUUUUAACCUAAAUUUCAAACUGUAAGGAAUAUUUAUGAUGAUAUUAUAAAACAUAUUGUAAUGCACAGGAUCUAACAACAUAUAUUAAAUUUAUGUUAUAAUAUUAAAGUGAGUUAACAUUAUCAAAAUUUAUAGUACAGUGCAUAAAUAUAGAAACUAAUUUAAUUCACCAUUUAACAGGAAACUAAAGUACUUAUAGUUUAUUUAUUAAUAACUCGCAUUUGACUGUAGAGUAUUGUGACCUUUAUCAAUACAGACAGUUGAUAAACCCUACCAAGAUGUCCUAUAUAGACACCAGCAGGAUAAUUUGGGUUAAGUGGAAAAGUUUCUUCUUCGGGCACACCACUGCACAUUUUUAACCAUUGAUUAUCUAUAUACAUUUUCUAUUCGCCCUCAAACAAAAAAAUACUGUAACAUAUACUAUACGAUGUUCUUAUUUGAUAUGAAUAUUAACGUUUUUGACGUUAUAAAGUGUAUCAUUAACUUGUAAUUAUUUAAAGAAUUACAAAGGUUGUGACUAUGGUUAAUAUUUCUGUGAUCGCUAUUUUAAGAAUAUACUAAUAGUGAAAUACUUUGGAUUGUUAUGGAAAUUAGUCUAUUAAUGUGUCUUCCUGCUGAAACAUGCUUGCAAAGAAGUUAGAUUUUGUUUGCACUACAUAUUUAUAUUGAGUUAGGCUAUUAACUAGACAUUAUAAUAUAAAAGGUUUUAAUAAUGUAAAGAGGAUAUUAAAGUGUUUAAUUACAA
This is a messenger RNA of Homalodisca vitripennis (glassy-winged sharpshooter), 4359 nucleotides long. RefSeq names its product acetylcholine receptor subunit beta-like 2. The transcript has 12 exons. Gene Ontology annotation, biological process: nervous system process; chemical synaptic transmission; monoatomic ion transmembrane transport. The record is from RefSeq and is a predicted model, not a curated record. Bases 137 to 1762 code for a protein of 541 amino acids. Gene Ontology annotation, molecular function: acetylcholine-gated monoatomic cation-selective channel activity; transmembrane signaling receptor activity. Gene Ontology annotation, cellular component: neuron projection; synapse; postsynaptic membrane. NCBI's taxonomy places the organism in Eukaryota, Metazoa, Arthropoda, Insecta, Hemiptera, Cicadellidae.